Messenger RNA from Closterium sp. Naga37s-1, 855 nucleotides. NCBI's taxonomy places the organism in Eukaryota, Viridiplantae, Streptophyta, Zygnematophyceae, Desmidiales, Closteriaceae. The record is from the annotation of a GenBank genome assembly.
AUGCUCGAAUGGGGAGAAUCUCCCGGCGCGUCUCUAGCAGCUGUGGCUGCUGCCGCAAUCGGCGGAGCGGCAACCAUCGCGAUGGCGGGCGGAUUCGGCGGAAAUCGAGAGGCGGCGAGGGCGGCCGUCCGACGUGGCAUGGAGCUAUUUGUGGAGAACGACGUGCAAGGCUCGGUUGUGGAGUUUGACAGAGCGCUACAGCUGGACCCCUCGCAGGAGCCAUUCACCCGUCCUGCUCAUUCCUCUUACCAAAUCUUUUUGCUCCUGUAUAGACCUGCUCCUGCCUGCCCUCCCUCUACUCCGCACCUUCCCCUCUACAGGCUCUUACUUUCUUUCUCUCCCUCACCUCCUUACCUGCCCUCUCUCCCCUCCUCCGCACCUUCCCUCUCUCCCCCAUCAGACCUUUGGCAGCGAGGCCUUUCACUCUACUACCUUGGAAAAUUCCAGGAAGCAGCGGAGCAGUUUCGCAAGGACGUGGCGGUGAACCCCAACGACACAGAGGAGGCCAUCUGGUGUUUCUUGAGUGAGGCGCGCGUGGUGGGCGCACAGCAGGCGAGGCAGCAGUUUCUGCUCGUGGGGCAGGACCCUCGGCCUGUCAUGCGCGCUGCCAUGGACGUCUUUCAGACGGGCGGUGACCCUAAGAAGAUCCUGGCAGCAGCGGCGGCUGACUUUGGGCGGCCAUCUGCACUGUUCUAUGCAAAUCUCUAUGUUGGUCUGUUCCAUGAGAGCGAGGGCGACCAGGAUCAGAGCAGGCGUUACAUUCUCGAGGCUGCACAAUCCCCUUAUGGGCUCAGGUCAGGGGAUUACAUGGCAGCACUGGCCAGAGUGCAUUGCCUGCAACGCGGCUGGCUGUGA